GGAAACCUGACAGAAGAAGAAACGACAGUGGAAAGCCCCAAAGAGCCAGCAUCCUGUGACGGGCAUUCCGCAGGAACCCUCGCAAGUGGAAAAGGAUUAGUCACCGGGAGAGCUGCAGAUGGACAUACUUUUCAUCAACUUUUUAGAGCAUGGAGAGAAAACUCUGAAUCAUGAGCAAAAUGAUGUUAUGAUGGGUGAUCGAGUUGUGGACAUCAAUGUUGCUACAGUGGAGGAAUUGGAGACAUUGGUGGGCGUUGGCCGCGCAAAGGCUGAGGCCAUUGUCACCACUCGUACUUCUGUAGUAGAGUUCAACACCAUUGAUGACCUCCUCCUGGUCCCAGGGAUUGGCAAGAGCUUACUAGAACAAAACAGAGGCGUGUUGGUGUGCAGCGUUCCUGGUGGUGCUCCUGUCACCAGGCACAGCACAUUUCGACGCAGCCUAAGGCGUGCAUCUCAGGACGUCAGACUCCGAGAUUUAGUAGGGAAGAUAGAAGACAAUUCUGGGGAGGGUUUGGGGAAUCUUACCGUUUGUGCCUCAGGUCAGGCUGUGAAGCCUACACGCGUCUGGGCACGAGAGUCGAGUCUCUCGGAAAGCACUGACUGCGUUGUGGAGCAACCUUGUGUCACACAGGGUGUCAUAUGUAAAAGCGAACAAAAUUCCAAGGACAAUGUGAAAUUAGAUGUAAAAACUGAGAAAAGAGCCGAAGAGUUAAAAGACAAAGUGGAAGAUGACACAGACCAAGAAGAUGACACAAGUGAUUUUUGUGACUGUUGUCUAGAAGAUUUGAAUGAACAAGAUGAUGGUGAUGAGGAUGAUUUUAUUGAUGUACCUUUGUUAGAAAAUGAUGGUGAUCAAGACAAUGAGGAUGAAUCUGUGGUUAUAAUGAAUAGUGAUGACUUAGUAAAUACUGGACCAGUAGUUAAGGUGAAUAGUGAUUCACAUAUAUAUCAUAACAACAGUGCCAGAAACGAUCGUACCUGUGGUGGUUCUGUGGUGAGUGGAGGCUUGGGCACUGAUACUCCCCAUGAGGAUGUGCCCCCCGAGUUACCAAUUAAAAUUCAAACUUUGGCAUCUCAGCAGCUCACGGACGGAGAAGAUUCAGAAGAAGAAGAUUUCGAAGGAGAGGAACUGGAUAAGGAGGAAGAAGGCCAAAUGGAAGAAGGUGGUGCUGAAGACGAUUCAGAUGAUUACAUGACAGUUGAUCCCCCCACCUCACCGCAUACCGAUAAAAAACAGAUCAAAAGGAAGUCUGAAGUGUGUUCAGACACUAAAGGAGUGUGCCCGGUGAAGAAGUCAUGUAAAGCAGUUGAAAGUGGGGGGGAAAGCAGCCGAAGAAAAAUGUGUGGUUUGGCAGCGCAUAAGGUAUCCCCACCUCCUGCUGGGCUCAAGUCCUGGUUAGCAAAAUAUCAAACAUGGUCACCAGCACAAAAGCUCCAUGCGUUAGAUUCGUUAAUUGAUGUUUGUGAUUUAAAUCAAGUCAGGCAUAUCCACCAGAUUAUUCUACCCCAGUUCCAGCGAGAUUUCAUCUCACUUUUACCAAAGGAGCUAGCGCUGUAUGUGCUUGGCUUCUUGCCUCCAAAAGACCUGUUAAGGGCAGCUCAAACUUGUAAAUAUUGGAAUAUAUUAGCCGCUGAUAAUCUCCUAUGGAGAGAAAAAUGCCGGGAGGCAGGUAUUGAUGAUCACAUGAUUAUCAUGGACCGCAGACGGAGGAAAGGCACUAGUGUCAGUCACGUUUCUCCAUUCAAGGCUGCAUUCAUGCGACAGCACAGAAUAGAAAUGAACUGGCGAUUAACGCCUUUACGUCCACCUCGGGUGCUGAAAGGCCAUGAUGACCAUGUCAUCACCUGUCUCCAAUUUUCUGGUAAUACCAUAGUGUCAGGUUCUGACGAUAACACGCUUAAAGUGUGGAAUGCCACAUCGGGGAAGUGUAUGCGAACUUUAACUGGUCACACGGGUGGUGUUUGGUCAUCUCAGAUGUCAGAUAACCUCAUAGUUAGUGGGAGUACGGACCGCAUGCUUCGAGUUUGGAAUGCUGAGACGGGCGAUUGUAUUCAUACAUUAUAUGGGCACACUUCAACCGUUCGGUGUCUUCACUUGCAUGGAAGCAAAGUUGUCAGUGGUUCCAGAGAUGCCACACUUCGAGUAUGGGAUGUUGCUAGUGGGGCCUGUGAACAUGUUCUUGUUGGGCAUGUUGCGGCUGUGCGAUGCGUGCAAUACAACGGUCGUCUGGUAGUAUCUGGGGCAUACGAUUAUAUGGUAAAAGUAUGGAAUCCAGAUAGAGAAGAGUGCUUACAUACAUUACAGGGGCAUACAAAUAGAGUUUAUUCUUUACAGUUUGAUGGUUUGCAUGUAGUUAGUGGAUCUCUCGACACCAGCAUCAGAGUUUGGGAUGUGGAGACUGGUCAGUGUCGUCAUACUCUAAUGGGCCACCAGUCUCUCACAUCUGGCAUGGAACUCAAGAACAACAUAUUAAUAUCUGGCAAUGCUGACUCCACUGUUAAAGUAUGGGACAUCGUGUCAGGCCAGUGUCUACAAACGCUUUCAGGUCCUAAUAAACAUCGAUCAGCCGUGACGUGUUUGCAGUUCAAUAAUAAAUUUGUUGUUACAUCAUCUGACGAUGGCACAGUGAAAUUGUGGGAUGUGCGAACGGGAGAAUUUAUAAGAAACUUGGUGGCUCUUGAAUCCGGGGGUUCAGGUGGGGUAGUGUGGCGUAUUCGAGCGUCAGAUACCAAACUUGUGUGUGCAGUUGGAAGUCGAAAUGGAACUGAAGAGACAAAACUUCUUGUGUUAGACUUUGAUGUGGCGGAAAACCUCAAGUGAUACAUGGGUAAAUUAGUGCUUGAUGACUGUGUCCUGUCCAUGUAUACUUAUAAAGUUCAAAUUGACAUUAUGUUGACUGUGCUGCCAUGUAACGUCAAUCUUAACCUCAGUCUUAGUUUCUAUGGUUUGUGAGUUGGACAGUAUUUUUGAUGACUAACACUUCCCUUGGUGCUAAUUCUAUACAGCUGUGGUCCUUUAGAGAAGCGCUAGGACCAUGCUACACAUACAAUAUUAUCUGCCAACUUUUAUAGUCACCACCAUGACCAUAUAAUAAAUCGUGGCUCUUCUUUGCGUCUUUCCUCACUGUUAAUUUUUUCUUUCAUUCCUGUGUUUACUGAUGAAGAAAAACAUCACAAAUGAGUAGUAUCUUUUUUGGUUGUGGCUGUGGUAAUAUUUUUAACAGGAUGUUUAUUUUUAAGGACACGUUUUGCAAGUAACUUGUUCAGAAUGCUUAUUGGUUGAAAAGUACUGUGGUAUUUGUUGUACUUGAUAUUUGGAGUUCUUAAUCUGUGGUAAAAUUGUUAGUUGAGGAUCUCAAAACUGGUUUCAUAAUUAAUUGAAAAUGGUAAAAAAUUUCUACAGCGUUGGUAAUGAAUAAUUCCAUGAAUUUGUGCAUUAUAUCACUCCUUACUUUCAUUUUUUCUUAUGUAGCUUAAGUAUGAGGAACGUGUUUUUAUACAUUUAGAAAAUUUUAUUUUCUUUUGUUAUAUAUAUAUGGAAUUAAGAUCUGAUUUAUAUCCUGUUAGACUGCUGUGCUGUACACUGGUCUUUCAUUUGUGUAUCUUGGGAGUUCAUUUUUACAUUUAGUUCAGUAAUUAAAUAGGACAUCACUGGAUAUUAUGAAAAUAGAGAAUGAAGAUACAAAAGUUAAGUGUUCUAGGAUUUGUAUUAUAUUCUCAAGUGCAAAUGUUUUUUUUUCCUUUAUUAGUCUCCUUUGGGUAAUGUCUGACUCUUGGUUCAUGUAAGGCCCUCCACCAUGAUGUUACCUAAUUACUUUUUCCCAAUUGGCUUUUGCUCAAAUGUUAAUUUCCAGAAAGUUUCAUAACCGAGUUAUCUUUUGUGGCUGAGUGGUGUUCAGUGUGGGUCCACUCUUUAUACCUAGACAUUCCAGAACUCGAUUGUUUUUCAUUUGUAAUAGGUUAGAUCUGAUUCCUUUUUCUUUAGAGAUAUCAGAAGUUUUGAUGAAUCCAAGAAUAAAAGAUUUUUUUCUAGUAUGAAAGGCAGUUCUCUCUCGUGUCAGCAAAAUUGUUCCGCCAUGUUGUUUAGUUUACAGUUGUGAGGCAUUCACUUGGUAUGUAAAUAAGGAAACAUAAAGAGAAAGCCCAACACUAAAUGAAGUUAAACUUAAUCAAGUUCAGAUCCUAAAAUUAGAUUUAUAUUCAGAUGAUGUGGUAUAUAUUUUUUUCUUUUUGUGUUAGACAAAUUUUUGAAGCCCAUGCUUUUUUUGUGUCUGGAAGAAAGUUUUAAGAAGGUAAAAAUAAUAAUUGUCUCAUUACUACCAGAAGCCUUUGUGCAUCACAGGCACCUGACUGUGUUUAUGCUGAUGCUGCCACUGACUUCAAGCUUGCAGUUAUUCAGUUAUGUUGGUGUGCUUCCUUUCUAAAUUAGGGAUUUCUUAAUACAGUAUGUAGUGCACCUUGUAGCUCUCUGGGCUUCAUUAAUAAUAAUGAUUUCACUUGCUGUUCAAAUGUUCGUCCUGCACUCAAGCUUUUUCUUUUUCACAAAAACUUAAUGAAAGGCAUUUUUUCUGCAUAUAGAAAGGGAAUAGAUCCUUUUUUCAAUGUCAAAGACUCAGAAUUUGAUUAGAUUUUUCUUUUAUGUCCUGUUCAACAUAAUUGAAAAAUUUGUGUAAAUCAAAUAUCAAUACAAUUUAUAUGUUAAAGGUUCUUCAAGUAAUGAAAACAUUGUUUAAAUGUCUUGAGCCCCAAGAAUUACCUUAUUUUCUCAUAGUAUGAUAUCAGUUCUCUAUAAACAUGAAGAGGUUCGGCAAAUUCCAGAAAUUUCAUAACCUGCAGUAGAGGGCUUUUCAGUUUCUAGGUCCUUGUAAAUGGCUUUUAUUUGUCUGUCUUUGUCUGUUGCUAUAUUUCUAAAACAUUUAAUGAGAGAGUUUUUAUUUUUUUAGAAUUUUUUGUAUAUCUGUGACACUUGUCAACAGUUUAAUGUAUGAUCAGUAACUAUUAAAUACAAUGUAAAGGGGAAGCUCUUAAAUCAUGAGGUAUUUAUGUUUAUGCAUAAGGAGAAAAUUAAAUUGUAUCCUUGUAGUUCCAUUUUCAUGUUCAUGGUAAAUUCCAGUAAUAGAAAAUGAUGACUAGGCAAGUCUUACAGAAUUAAAAGGCCUCAGAGAAAAUAUCCAGAGCAUGCCAAAAGAAGUAAAAGAGCAAAAUGUGUGAAUUAAUGGUGUGGAGUUGCAUCAUACAUUACUCCCCAUCUUGUGUUGUAAAGUUUGUCAAAACUAAAAAAUAGAUUUCAUAUAUAUCGAAGUCAGCAUCAGUUGUAUGAAACUGGGUAAUUGGUAAGACAUUUUAAGAGCGGGGAUCCUUGAAUUUUACAUCAUAGUUAUUUUUAACAUCCAAAUUUUGCUCUAUUUAAACACUAUAUAUUGGAAACUGUAUGUUGUUGGAAGUGUUUUUAUCCAUUGCUUUUGAUGAACUGUCAGUGUGGCAGUUGUUGCCAUUAUGAUGAAAUUGUGAUAAUAGCUACAUCCAUUAGGUGGACAGCAAAUGUGAAAGUGACAGAUAUUAGUGAAGUAUACCAUAUAGAUUGUAUGUAAGCAAAAAUUUUUUCUAUGUUAUGCGUGAACAAAUGUCUUGUCUAUUGUGUUCAAUAAUAAUAGAAUACUUUGCUGAGUAAGACAAAUCUCAGACAUGUAAGCAGUGAAGUUUUUGAGAUGAAGAAGGAAAGGGAGGUUAUUCAUUCAGUGGUAUUUUUACCACAAGAUUAGAAUUCCAAAGUCAAGUAUGACAAUAUUGAAAAGUGUUUAGUUGCAACACAGUCCAGUGAUCUAUUUCAUUUACAGGAGUUUAGAAUUUUGAUGUCUUGCGUUUUUUCUCAUAAUUCAAGUUUGGAUAUUUUAUAUGCAUUUUUUCUGCAAUGCAGAUGCCAUUUAUAAUAUGUUUUGUGUUUGUGUGGUCUGGUAAAACUGGUUACUCCAUAACAUGUUUUUAAGUUUUACUAGUGAAGGUACGAAGUUGAGGAAAAAGAAAAAAAAAAGCUUUAUAUCAUAUUCUCCAUUGUUGCUGUGGCUAUCCGUAGCAAUUUAUUCCAGAGUUUUUGUAUCUGUGAUGACUAAUUAUAUAUCCAUUAGUCCUAAUGUUAAACUGAAGGGCAUAUUUCUUAUUCUCCAGUAUGUAAGGGGGACUAGGGGGGGAUGGGAUGGGCGAAUAUCUCUCGUUGUGAGACGUAGCUAGGUCUAGUCUGCCAUUCGUAAGUUGAGGUCCUCAUUGUUGAUAUUUAUUCUCAUGAUAUUCACGGUCAAAUUUGUAAUUUUCCACUGAUGUAGUUUGGACCUUUUCCUCAGCAGGUGUAUAGUAAUUCUUUGGUAGGGUAACAUAUUUUAUAGUACUUAAUGGCUUAGUGCCUGGUUUGCAGGUCAUCCUGUGAAACUUGUUUUGGUGGAUGGUGCAGUGAGCAAAGUGAAGUUCUGAUUAGUUCCGAUUCGUCAUACAUUAGUUUAAGCAAAUUAGUUUAAUUCUGUUUAUUUCAAUUAAAAUCUUAUGGGUUAGUCAUAAAGAAAGUUUGUGUUUACAGUAUCUAUGGAAAUAAGCAAGGCUAUUUUGGUGAUGCAAACAAGUAAUGAAAUGAUCUGUGCAGAUAUUUACAACACAUAUCCAAUUUAGUCACAUUUUAUAUCAGAAUCAUUGCAGAAUUGGAAUUUCUUACUAGCUUAGAUCAUUUUAGCAUUAACCCACCAAAUUUGAGAAGGUUGAUACCAGUAGAUAAGUCCAGUAAUAUUUGAAAAAUAUUUUUCUUAAGGAUUCAUGCCACAACACUUCCAAAAAGUUUUUAGAAUUCUGAUUUCCAUUGUAUUUUAUUUAUCUUUCAUGUGAAUAUCAAGACAAUACUGAAUUAAAAAUUUAAUUUUUAACCAAGUAGUAUAUUCAACUUUGAAUUCACUUAUCAGUUCACAUCAUUGAUUUUUUAGAUGAAUUAUUUGCAUUUUAUAUAAUUUCAAAUAAAACUAUUGCCAUGCUGGAUACAGCCUUUUCCUAUGAAAGUACAGUAGUAGCAGUAAUGUGAAUGUAAUCUUCUAAAGCUGUUAUAGUUAUUGUAUUUUCUGAAAAUCAUGAGUCAGUGCAAUUUAAGCUAUGGAAUACGUAAUCACUAUACCCUUUUUUUUUUAAUCAGAUGUAUCAGAGAUGCUGAGGAAUUGGUUGAAAUUGCAGUGAUGGUAUUAUACUGUACAGUAUAUAGAUCUAUACAUAUGAUUUUUUUAAGGUUAUGUUUCAUUUUCAUUACUGACAAAAAUUAGUGAGAUGGUUAAGAGGUGUUGGAUUAGUGCAACUCACAGUUACUUUUUUUAUAUAUAUUUUACUGCUCAGUCACAGGUGAAUUUGAUAUGCGACGAACAGGAGGUGCAUUUUCCCAAUUCUAUUUUUAGUGUUGAGCAAAUUUAUUUAGUAGUAGUGAAGGAUCAUUUGGCCUGCAGGAGGAGGAACUAUUUCAGCACUCAGGGACACCAUUUUCAUUUCAUCUCGGUUAAUUAGGUAAGACAAAGAACAUGGGUGGUCAAAAUAGCUAUUAACCUAGGUCUUGGGAUUCCUUUUCUGGACUAGUCAGUGUCAAAGCAUCAACCUACAAGAGGAAAGGAGGAUUGUAUUAGUUGAUGUUACAGUUUACAGUGAAAGCUCGUACAUAUUGGCAAUAAACUCUGCGUAGGUUGAUUUUUGCUCAUCUUACUUCAGACAGUGUAUCUUUAUAUUCCCCUCAGUAACUGUUGUCAAUUACAUAGCCGUCCAUUGCUUACAGUAUCCAGCUUUAUUUGCUUUCUGUAAAAGACCAGUAAAAUCCAUGAAAAGGACUAGCCUAGGGAGUAGAUAUGUAUGAGCAGAUACACGAGCAUUAAGUGAAUAAGAAUCACAAUAUGGAAUUGGAAAUGCUUUUCAGAGAAUUAAGUGUUGUCUAAUAGAAUAUAGUCCAGUGUACUGUAAAGCUUUUCCAAUUUUUUAUUUUUUGUUUGUCAUGAAGAAGUUCAUUUAGGUGUGGUGGUUCAUUAUAGAAUCAUGUCCAGGUCACAAUUCACUGUGGGAUCACUAGUUGAAAACCUCAUGACAUCUCUGGUUUGGGCAUUUUGAAGGAUUGAUUUGGAAUUGUUACAAUAACUUUCUUGCAUUGGAAUGUAACCUAGAUUGCUCAAACAGUUUUUCUUUGAACAUGACAUAAUAUUUAUGUAUGCAUGUAUGUACAUUGUUACAUGACUUGAGAAAGGAACAGAAGCAGCCAAUAUUGUAAAUGAGAAAACAUCAGAAAACCAAAAAAAUGGUGCUGAAAUGCCAGCUGAUGUAUUUUUUCUUUGUUCCAACUCUCUCUUGUCAUAUGAAUAUUGUAUAUAUGUGUAUGUAUUAAGGCAAGUAACCCUGUAAUUCCUGUAGAUUUUAUAUCAAAUAAUUGCAUCAGGUGCGAUUUCAAGCCAUGACCUUUGCUCACAUAAACCAGUUAUAAUCCACAGAACUUCCAAGAGUUCAGAAGUAGGAAAGGAUUUUAAACGAUCAUAUUGCCCAUGUAUAGUAUAGGUCAUGGUUUCAGAUCCCAUGUGGGGCAGAAAACAAAAUUGGAUUUACAUUUACAGUGUGAGGGUUGGAUGCUUUUUAACUGUGUAUGUAUACUUUUUAUAACAUGUAAUUGUAUUGCUCGAAGUCACAGAGUGGAGUACAUUCAGCAGUAUUAUCUAAUAAGUUUUUUUUAUUUAUGCUUAGAUUUGUUAUUUUUCUAGAGAUGUUAUUGACAGCAGCCAUUAGAAAGAAUGACAUUGUGAUAGAGACAAUCCCAUGACCUUCUCUUUGACAGUCAGAGAUUCAAUUAGAUUUCAUAACCUUGAGCUUCAGAGCCAACAAUUUUAGGGGGGGUUUGGCUGGUCGAAGUAAAUAUAUAUGAUGAUGAUAAUUUAAAACUUAUUUCAUCCUACAGUAGAUUGAAACGUAGAUUGCAUAUCUCAACCAGUUUCAGUCUGAACAUGUAAAUGAGAUGUUAAGGACUGAAAGAAAAGAAAAAAGUUUUAGAUAAAGAUAGGGAUUGAAAAAUGAAAAAUAUUUUAGUGUAUGUUUACUGUAUCCUUUACUGUGAUUUGUAGAAGUGUAUUUUUAUGUACACAAUGAUGUGUAGCCUUUUGUGAAAUAAAUUUGCAUUUUUUAAAAACAAUUGCUUUUGGUUUGGUUGCAAGAUACACAAAUACUUUAUUGUCCACAAAUAUACUAAAUACUUUUAUUUUCCACAAAAUACUAAAUACUUUUAUUGUCCAUAAGUACUGUACACUGACGUUCAUACAUAGACAAGUAAAAUAAGCCCUAGAUAUUGCAUGUUUAUUCCGAGUUCUAGUCAUGUGAAGGGGAUUGUCCAAUACAGUGAGAUAUUGGGUUUGUUAGUAUCUGUUAGGGAUGAAAUUUUAGGUAUUCAUAUAGUAUAUAACUAGGUUCAUUAAUGAUGAAUACGAGUAUGUUCAAAUAACAUAUUGGCUCACCAGAUGAAAUCUGUGCUUCCCUCCUCCCCCCAGAAAGGAAAGGGGCAGGGUUUUAAAGUAUCCUAGUUAAUCUGGAAUGAUGAUGAUCAGGUAGAAGUAUUUUGUUUGUAGAUUAUGCCAUGCAGCAACUCAAUUUUGCCUUUGGGCACAUCUUUUGUGUUAGAUAACUGUUUGUAUAAUGAGCCUGUGUCACUCCUUUACUGAAAAGUUUGUAAAAAAUGAAUGAAUCAUGUCAUGACAAAAACAUCUCUGGUUUUUAGUUGUUGUAAUAUGACUAUCUUCUUGAGUACCUUGGUUUGAUGUUUGGGAAACAUUCAAGGUUUGUGUUCUUGUUUAAGAAAUUGUUUUCAAGCAUUUUACACUUACUGACUACAUCUGGCUUAUUUUCAUUUAUGUGUUGCUGUACUUUUAAUGGUUUAGGCAUAGAUUUUAUCUACUCAGGGUUUGUAUGUGUAUGUGGCUGCUGUCAGGUUUAAUUUUUUUUUUUUUUUUUGGAGGGGGGGGGGGUUGCAGCCGUGAGGGAGGGUUAAAGAGCAAAUUUUAUUAUGGUAGAGAAGUUACUUCUCUAUUCAUGACUUUGUUGCCAAAAAAUAUCCCUAUACAUUGCUCUUGGUGACAAAUGAAACACAUGAAGGAUAUAUUUAAGAUUUUCUUGUGAAAUGUGAAAAUUAGGAAUAACAUUGGAUGUCUCUGAAUGUACUUCUGCAUAUAACAACUGUACUACUCUUUGUACUAUUCUAAGCAUAAAGACACAUUGAGAACUUUUCUACUGUAGAUUUAGGUUCAUUUGUUCUAUGACACGUCAUGAGGACGGCAAAUAUUCUACCACAAAUGUUGGGCCUCGCUUUCUUGACAUUUCACUGUUUCAUAUAUUAUUGAUCACCUGUACAAUUUAAAACACAGGAAGAUUGCUGUCGGGUUUUCUGAGGCUUAGAAAAAUUAUGCGAUAAGUAGAUGCGCUUAGUCAGAGAAGAGUUGGCCACAUUGAAUUAUUGGUUAGUUUGGCAUUCAUGUUUUUUUCCACCUCCAUGUUUGUUACAUAGCUUAUCCCGAGUUAGGUUUGUGGUUCGAUAUUGAAAUUGAAAACAGCUGUGUUGUUACUAUAAGACAUGGCUCCUCUUCUCUGCUUGUCAGUGAUCCCCCCUCUUCUUCAUCCUGUCAUCCUUUUGAGAUUAGGGUUUGUGUAAUGAUUCUUGAAAAAGAAAAUGAAAACAAGUCUGCAGAAUGUUGUUGGGUUUAGGGGAUAUUUUUAAAGAAAUCCUGUAUAGCAAGUUGUCAUCUCAGUAGUAUACAUUUACAGUAGGACGAAUUGUUUAUUUUGUAACUAUUUUUUCAUAUAAGAUUAGCUGCUUUUUUUCAAAUUAUUUUAGCCUCGGCCUGAGUUCUUCAUUGGGUAUGUGAAUGGAUUUGGGCCUGAGUGAGUGUGUGAGAACAGGGAGAAUAUGAGAUGUAUGUGUGGAAACAUUUAUGUGGGUUGCAGUGCAAAGGCAAAUACCUAACUGAAGUUCCUGGGAAUACAUUAGCUAAAGCAUAUUUAUGUAAAUUUAUUUUUCCAUCAUUGAGUAAAAUUAUUUUUUACAUUGUUAAUAGAUUACAAAGUAUAAAGAUCAUCAUAAUGUAUAUUGUGGAAUGAACAUUAAAGUGUCAAUUCAGUUUUCCCCCCAAGAUAAAAAGGAAAGAAGUACUGAAAACUUGAUGAAGUAAAUGUUGCCAUAGGGAUGGUUUCAAAUCAAAAGCAAAAGUUAAUAGUUUCCAUUUCAACUUAUGAAUAAUUUUUGGUCAUUGUGUCUGUGGAAAUUGUAUUAUCAUGGCAUACCUUAUAUCUUCUUUGUACAGUAGCCAGUUUUUUUAUAAAAAUGUAAACUUAAAAAAAAAAUGUUUUCAAUAGGUGAAGCCUCUUGUAGCCUGUCAUUGAGUGAGGAUGGAUGUAGUUGGUUAUCGUAUGGAUGUCUUUUGCAUGGAAGUUAGAGCAGCAACCAUGCUACAUUGUGGAAAAUGUUUCCAACAUGAAAUGUGAUUAAUAAACUUUUUAAUACAA
Macrobrachium nipponense is the source of this 11532-nucleotide messenger RNA. RefSeq names its product F-box/WD repeat-containing protein 7-like. The record is from RefSeq and is a predicted model, not a curated record. Gene Ontology annotation, molecular function: protein binding. Lineage: Eukaryota; Metazoa; Arthropoda; Malacostraca; Decapoda; Palaemonidae.